AAUGUAAAACGUGCUAUAUAUGUAAGUUUUGGUACAUCCGUCGAGUGUUCAAUAUUUACUGAUAAGACGCUACAAAUACCAAUCAAUGUUUUUUCAAAAUUGCCAUAUGACAUUUAUUGGAAGUGGAAUAACGAAUUAUCUGGGCUACCUCAAAAUAUUAAGAUAUCGAAGUGGUUUCCCCAAUCAGAUCUUCUCCGACAUCCGAAUAUCAAAUUAUUUAUAACACAAGAAGGCCUGCAAUCUACUGAUGAAGCCAUAGCCGCUGCGGUACUUCUCGUAGGUCUGCCAAUAUUUUGGAACCAAUGGUUUAAUGUAAAUAAAUAUACUCAGCUGAAAAUUGGCUUAAAAUUAGACAUAGAAAAGAUUACGGAAGAUGAAUUAAAAAGUGCAAUUGAAACUGUAAACGGCGAUAAAGAAUAUUUGAAUAAUAUAAUGAAACUGUGGUCUAUAAUAUUCGAUUCCCCUCAAUCGUCUCUUGACCGCGCUGUUUUUUGGACUGAAUACGUUCUACGUCAUGGAGCUGAACUUCUCCGCGUCCCUUCGGCAAAUAUGUCUUGGAUUAUGAAAUUGAAAUUGUUUUAUACUUGGUAGUUAUAAUUAUUUUUGUCAUAUUAUUAUUAAUUGUUUCAAGAUGUAUUUUGAAAUAUGUUAUUAAGAAAUAUAAUUCAAGCAAAAUAAAAAUUCAUUAAAGAGAUAAAAAUU
Molecule: messenger RNA, 702 nt
Organism: Nymphalis io (European peacock)
Lineage: Eukaryota; Metazoa; Arthropoda; Insecta; Lepidoptera; Nymphalidae
Product: UDP-glucosyltransferase 2-like
Exons: 3
Molecular function (GO): UDP-glycosyltransferase activity
Source: RefSeq, a predicted model, not a curated record